UAAUGGAAAGCGGUAGCCUCUAGGGCCCAGAGGAUAUGCAGGGAGGCAUUUUCUCUUGCUGGUGCAGCUGAGAGCGAGCGAGCGAGCGAGACCUGGAAAUGAAAGUAAAGAGAUCAGAAGGCACAUGGAGGGAGCUGCAGGGGCAGCCGAUCCAGAAGCAGAAUGCUGCCUUCUAUAAUUAAAUAGCACUUACUAUUAUUAUUACUUCUAGUAAUAAUACAUUAAUAAUAUCUCUAGUAAUACAAUACCAUUUAUCAAGGAAAGUUUAUACAUAGUGUGGGAGGGAAAACCCAAGGAGAGCAACUAUAAUGGAGAGACAGAAGAGAAAACAAGAAAUAGAGAAAGGACUUCAGUUCAUUCAGUCCACUUUACCCCUAAGCCAAGAAGAUUAUGAGGCCUUUUUGCAGAAGCUGGUGAGAAACCUGUUUGCAGAGGGCAAUGAUUUGUUUCGAGAGAAGGAUUUCAAGCUUUCACUGGUACAGUAUGUAGAAGGGCUGAACGUGGCGGAUUACGCAGCCUCCGACGAGGUUACCAUCCCAAAGGAACUCCUGUGCAAGCUGCAUGUCAACCGAGCUGCCUGCUACUUUGCUAUGGGCUUGUAUGAGAAGGCACUGGAAGACAGCGAGAAGGCUUUAAGUCUUGACAAGGAGAACAUCCGAGCACUCUUCCGGAAAGCCCGCUCCUUAAAUGAACUUGGAAGACACAAAGAAGCAUAUGAGUGCAAUAGCCGAUGCUUGCUGUCCCUCCCACAUGAUGAAAGCGUCACACAACUGGGACAGGAGCUUGCCCAGAAGCUGGGACUGAGGGUUCGAAAAGCAUACAAAAGACCUCAGGAAUUGGAAACAUUCUCGCUACUCAGUAAUGGCACGUCAAUCAAUUUGUCAAACCAGACCACUUCCAAUGGAUUGGGUUCGAUAGAUGACAUCGAAACAGACUGCUCUAUGGACCUGCAGUGCCUCCCAGCUCCCGUGGUCACCUCCAUCCCUGUGAGCGAGGGGCUGGCCCCUUUGCCCUCUGACUCAGAUGCAAAGGGCUUGCCUACCUCGCUCCCUGCUGCCAGCUUGCUCCCGUCUCCAGACUGCGUGUCCCUGCCAGUGCCUGAGAGCGUGGAGGACUUCACAGAUGGGGACAUCAUUGGGGAAGAACUGGAUUCCCUCCUGGACUCCCUUGCCGAAGGGUCACCAUACCCUCUAUCUUUGGUCCAGGGCACCAUUCCUACCAACCUGCCAACGGAGAUGCCCCAGCUGAUCCCUGUGUUUCCGGGGGGAACUCCACUGCUGCCCCCAGUCGUGACAGCCAGCAUCCCUGUCUCCACCCCACUGCCACCUGCCUCCUUCGGCCUGGUGAUGGAUCCCACCAAGCAGCUCUCCUCCUCCUCUGUCCUGGAUGCCUUCGAGGCUCCACCGGGAGGAAGUGGCGGCUCCACCUUAGAUUCGCUGGAUUCCCUGGAUCUGCUCCCCUACACAGAUUCACGGCUCGAUGCCCUGGACUCCUUUGGGACAAGCAGAGGGUCACUGGAUGCCUUGGAUUCCUUUGCCAUUGAAACUAGCCCUCAGGAACUGCGACACCCACCUGGCAGCCAAAAACCAUCCCCUGUGGUGAGUGAGCCGCUCCCCCGUGCUGAUGUCCCAAGGUGCUCUGGAGCCAAGGUAGUCAGCCUUGGUGGAGUGAGUCAUUCAGCUGUGCCCAAGGUCACCGAGCACCUGCUGUCCCAGCCAGAACCAGUAAUGCCCAACACAGCCCUGCUGGUGAAGAACCCCCUGGCAUCUACUCACGUCUUCAAACAAGCCUGUCAUAUCUGCUACCCCAAAACAGGGCCCAAGGCUGGCGAUUAUACCUAUCGGGAAGGCUUGGAGCACAAGUGCAAGCGGGACAUCCUGCUGGGCAGGCUGAAGAACUCAGAAGACAAGACCUGGAAGAGGAUCCGUCCUCGCCCAACCAAAACCAACUUUGUAGGAUCCUAUUACCUGUGCAAAGAUAUGCUUAACAAGCAGGACUGUAAGUACGGGGAUAACUGCACCUUCGCGUACCACCAGGAAGAGAUCGACGUGUGGACGGAGGAGAGGAAGGGGACCCUCAACCGUGACCUCCUCUUUGACCCGCUAGGUGGGAUCAAGCAGAGUAGCCUCACCAUUGCCAAGCUCCUCAAGGAACAUCAGGGCAUCUUCACCUUCCUCUGUGAGAUUUGCUUUGACAGCAAACCCCGGAUUAUCAGCAAAGGGACCAAGGAUACACCAUCUGUCUGCUCCAACCUUUCUGCCAAACACAGCUUCCAUGACAACAAGUGUCUGGUCCACAUUGUGCGUUCCACUUCCCUGAAAUACUCCAAGAUCCGCCAGUUCCAGGAGCACUUCCAGUUUGACGUGUGCCGACAUGAAGUGCGUUAUGGCUGCCUGCGCGAGGACAGCUGCCACUUCGCUCAUAGUUUCAUCGAGCUCAAGGUCUGGCUGCUGCAGCAAUAUUCAGGAAUGACCCAUGAAGAUAUCGUGCAGGAAUCAAAGAAGUACUGGCAGCAGAUGGAGGCACAUGCCAGCAAACCAGCCAACAGCAUGGCUUCUCCCCGGGCUCCCACGUCAAGCACCUUUGACCUCCAGAUGAAAUUUGUGUGUGGCCAGUGCUGGAGGAACGGGCAGCUGGUGGAGCCAGAUAAAGACCUCAAGUACUGUAGUGCCAAAGCCCGCCACUGUUGGACGAAGGAACGUCGCGUCCUGCUGGUGAUGUCCAAAGCAAAGAAGAAGUGGGUGUCUGUCCGACCACUGCCUUCCAUCCGCAACUUCCCGCAACAAUAUGAUUUGUGUAUCCAUGCACAAAAUGGCAGGAAAUGCCAGUAUGUGGGCAACUGCUCCUUCGCCCACAGUCCUGAGGAGAGAGACAUGUGGACCUUCAUGAAGGAAAAUAAAAUACUAGAUAUGCAGCAGACCUAUGACAUGUGGCUAAAGAAACACAAUCCUGGGAAGCCUGGAGAGGGGACGCCGCUCACCUCGCGAGAAGGGGAGAAACAGAUCCAGAUGCCCACCGACUAUGCUGACAUCAUGAUGGGUUACCACUGCUGGCUCUGCGGGAAGAACAGCAACAGCAAGAAGCAAUGGCAGCAGCACAUCCAGUCGGAGAAGCACAAAGAGAAGGUCUUCACCUCGGACAGUGACUCCAGCUGCUGGAGCUACCGCUUCCCCAUGGGCGAAUUCCGGCUCUGCGAAAGGUUCCAGAAGAGCAAGGCCUGCCCCGAAGGAGAGGAGUGUCGCUACGCCCAUGGCCAGGACGAGCUGACGGAGUGGCUAGACCGGAGGGAGGUGCUGAAACAGAAACUGGCCAAAGCCCGCAAGGACAUGCUGCUCUGCCCCAGGGAUGACGACUUUGGGAAAUACAACUUCCUAUUGCGCGAUGACGUAUAGUAAGGGGUGGGUGGGAGCCUGUCGGCUGGAGAAACGUGGGGUGGGUUUUCCGAGAGUGGCAGUAGCAGGGAGAGCGAGAUCUGUGUCUCGCAAAGAGAACUUUUUCUUUUCUUUUGUUUUAAGAUUAUGAGACAAUGAUUUAUUAGUGGUGAAUGAAAUAGUGAAUUUGAUUCUUCUUGGCCAGCAAACACCAUGCUCACUGAGUUUGUGAUCCAUCUUCUCACUCUUCUUUCCCCCAAAUUCUCCUUCCUCUCCAUCUUUUUGUUUUCGCUGUCCUUCAUUCAGAGGAAUGAAUCCAAUCUGUACUGGGCUGCAAAUUGGAGAAUUCCUCCUUGUGCCAUUCUCCAGCCUUUCAGUUCGGAGUGUGGCUGCAGAGGUCCAGAGGACAAAGCUGAGAGAAAGGGCCAGACAUCUGGUGAAAAGGUGACCGUGACGUUCAUGUGCUCCUUUUCUCAGUGCUGCAGAGCAAGCCCCACUUACGCUGCUGCAGCCGGCCUGCUCUCCUGGGAGUUCAGUACCAGAAGAAUUAGGGAUUGAGGUGCAAAAGAAGGAAAACCACUAGAUCUAGCUUAAAACAUAUAGGCUUAAGCUCCUGCUGUCUAUAUUGCCCUGAGGCAUCAACUGGUGCUGAGGAGGGUAACAGCCAUCUGGUAUAAAGAGCAUAGCUAAAAGCAGCAAAGUAAUAAAACUGCUUGCAGCAGCAGGAACUGGAUUGUAGGUGACUUCAGACUGUUUCAGCUGACUGUACCCAGAAAGCAAACUGGUGACUCCUCAUUAGAUGCCUUUCCCGGUGUGCGACAGGUAUUCAGGGUGGGUAGCUUUGGUUUGGUUUUUUGGCUGGUGUGAAUGGUGCAAGUAAGACUGAAGCCAUCUAGAAGGUGUAGUGGAGACUGUGACACACCCUGCGUCACUGUAGUCCACGCAGCAGUAUCAGUCAGGAGGAAGGCUGUAACCAAAAGGAGCCUGUGUUUCUGUGUUGCCUUGUGUCCUGAAGAGAGGGAGGGAGG
Molecule: messenger RNA, 4399 nt
Organism: Haliaeetus leucocephalus (bald eagle)
Lineage: Eukaryota; Metazoa; Chordata; Aves; Accipitriformes; Accipitridae
Gene: ZC3H7B
Product: zinc finger CCCH-type containing 7B
Exons: 23
Coding region: 309-3392 (1027 amino acids)
Biological process (GO): miRNA processing
Molecular function (GO): protein binding; miRNA binding; metal ion binding
Source: RefSeq, a predicted model, not a curated record